Messenger RNA from Durusdinium trenchii, 1030 nucleotides. The record is from the annotation of a GenBank genome assembly. Lineage: Eukaryota; Dinophyceae; Suessiales; Symbiodiniaceae.
AGGAACGUCACACGGCGCGUGGAAAGCCUCGAGCGCGCGGUGCUGACCUUGCGGGAACGGAGGCGUCAAGAAGGUGAGGCGGAACGAGCGGCCGAACGAGCACAAGUAGCGGGGACCGCCACGCCAUGCGCCAGGGACCGAGGCGUCCACCGACGCGGCAGCGACGCCUGUAGUUGAAGGCGGCGAAGGCAAUGGGGAGGACAAAGAUCCCCAGGCGGCGCCUCCCGAGCCGGUGGAUGGCGGUGGUGAGGCAGAGGUGCCUUUCCAGUUCCCCGACAUCGAUGAGGAUCCAGAGGAGACCGAGGAAGAGAGGGCCAAGCGACAGGAGGCCGAAGAAAAGCAGCAGAGAGAGAUGAUCCUCUUCAACGAAAGCAAAGGGACGUACCGCCGCUGGCGUGGAGACUUCCGCUGCGGAAGCCGCGUCCCGCCGCUGCCGGAUGGCGAGAUGGUGGAGUGCCCUCCUGGCUUCGAUGCACCCUGCUGCAGCGCCUUGGGCUGGUGUGGCCGCUCAGCGGAUCACUGCAAGUGCGAGAUGUGCUCGGACUACCGACACAAGGCGAAGGUGACCUACGCAGGCAUCAAGUUGAAGCGCGCCAAGCGCGAGUGCGAGACGAUCGCCGCCGAUCUGGGGCCCUUCUCCUCGCCGGAGGAGACGGGAAUGUGCCCAAACGGCUGUGAACGAUUCAGAGUGCGGGAAGAUGAUCAUGUUUUCCUUCAACUACCCCAACUGGGGUUGCCGAUGUUGUGCGAUCGACACACCAGAAGGCGACGAAGCGGGGGACACCCAGAUCGUCUAUGCCUACGAGGUGAUUGUGGAAAUCCUCUGACAAAAAGCGAUGUGCGGUUUUGACUUUCAGAGCCCAGUUUCAUAGAUUCCAUGACCCCAAAGAAUACCAGGACGGUGGUGUACACAUCGGAUGGACUGCAGGAUGGACUCGAUAAAUCAUAAGGAACAUGUUAGGAACACUCUGAAGCCUGUGGUCAAAUGCAUGGGUGCCUGAUUUGAUUAGAGGUCAUGGAAGCAGCCAGG